GUGAACUCGGUGCCUUCACCUAAAUAUGUCCUUUCGUCCUGCCGUCUCUGUCUAUUCAUGUACUUCUGAUCUUUUUGCUUUUUGGUGUGUCUCUCUUCGUUCAUGUUCCCGCCUCUACUUGUGAUUCAUGUGUAUGGGAAUACCCUCAUCUCAUGAGAUUCGGGGCCAUGAACGCCACAUAAGCUAUUGAUCCACUUACACAUCAGAAGCAUUCGCCGCGCGCCCCCGGCCCAUGCCUGGUUGUUGGUCUGAAGUGAUUAGACGGCUGCCUUACCUAUAUGCUUUCCGGCGCGCAUAAUUCUAUUUGACAGAGUCCGUGGACCCAAAGAUCUACCGAGUAGGAACGAUUCGAUUAAUAGUCGCACAUCUGCGAACACAACUACGAUAUACCUUUCUCGUUUUACGCGACACCCAAGUCGGUUUACAUUAACCUCCUUAGGUUCGGUUUCCACCAUCCCGGAGUCGAAUAUUCUGGUCGAAGUAGUAGCAUAUACACCUUAUAGCUAGCGUCGUACGACAACGUUAGUAUUGAGAUUUUACAUCGACGAUUAAAAUCUAUUAAGUAUCCCCAAGGAUUGGGUCGAUAUAGAGAUAAUCUCAACAUGGCAAACAACACGAUAGCAGCCUUACGUGGCGGGUGCCCCGCGCCCUUUUUCAAUGAGCUCAUGUUCCCUGCGGUUGGAGGACACGUGGAUGGCCGGUUAUGCGCGCCCUUUGCGACCUUGAAUUGUUGUGUACCUUGCCCUAUGACAGACUGGGCUUACCCAGAUAAUUUCACGACGGCAACGACGGCAGCAAACUGGGUCAAUGUUGUUGGCAUGAUUUGCUGUGCUUUUCUCUUGAUUUCCUGGAUUGUGCUUCCCGUCGAUAAGACACAUCGCCACUAUCUAAGUAUCAGUCUCGCCUGCGCCGUUGUUCUCAUGAAUUUGGGCUUCAUUAUUCCUUUAGCGGCUAAACCAGAGCAAUGUUAUAACGAGAUCACUCCGCACGGGAUGGAUACGAGUUCCGUAUGCGCCGCCUCGGGUUCUUUCUUGCUGGCCGGUGGCUGGGCCGGUAUCAUGUGGGUUUUCUUACGAGCGCUUUCCCUGCAUCUUCAGAUCUGCUGGCAAUUAGUCGUGGGCCGGAAUUAUAUGUGGUUUUCUCAAGUGCUUGGUUGGGGUAUACCCAUCAUCGGCCUCAUCAUCCUCCUUGUCUUCAGCGGAGUUUCGUUCCGCUUUGGGGCUACGUGCCAUAUCAACCACGAGAACAGUUUGGCCGAUUUCUGGAUUCCGCUGCUGGUAUUUGCAGGCCUCACCGUUAUCAUUCAAUUCGCUACCUUCGGAUACUGCAUUAAGGUCUACCUCGCAUCUCUGACUGACAAUAGCGCCACAACCGAAAACUCUGGCAUGCCCUCUUACUCAAACAGCAUCCGCACUAUGACUCCUCGUCAGGCAUACCGAAGAAUACGUCGCGUUAUCCAACUUCAAUGGCGUGGCAUCGCCAUCGUGCUCGUUAUUAUCGCAGAUGUCAUCUUCUUCGCCGUUAUCUUUGUCUUCAUAGAUAACACUGUGGAAUCAAUUAGAACUCAUCCCGACAAGGCGUUGACUUGGGCGGCCUGUCUAAUCCAAUCCGGUGGUGAUAAGAAUACAUGCUUAUAUUUAGCAAAUGAAUUAGUAGUCAGUCUUCCGACUGUCACGGCGGUCUUGAUACUUCUAGCGAUGAACGGCAUUUGGCUGCUCUUACUACUCGGCCGCUGGUCAAUGGUUACUGGCUGGCUCGACUUAUUCGGAUCAUACACUGGUACACGUACCAAGAAAGAAUUUGUGUCUGUUGAUGCUCGGAUGGAUAUUAAGCAGGACCCCCGGUCUUAUGAAAUGUUGUCUCGCGAUUCCGGAAAGACAGACACCAUGCUGACGCCAAUUAGCUCGACAAUGUCGCCGACCUCGCGAGGUGGACGCCAGACGCCGGAUUACUUCGGACAAACGGCACGAUACCAACCACACCAGCGAUCGUUCUCUUCACCAAGACCGCCGCAACAGUUGCAGUGGGAAACGACACAAGAGUACCGAGACUCGUAUCCAUUACCAUCGAUGCCUGCGCAAUCGCACGAGUAUGAAAACAUGAACCCACUAGGGAUGAACAGAAUACAGAGAGACGAAGAAGAACGAUACGCGGCUCCGAGAUCUCAAUAUACCCAGCCUGGAGCACCCGAUUAUAAUCGCGACCAUGUUUUCAUCUAAGCAAACCCAUUUUAUUUAAGCAGGCUCCCUGCAUAACAACUAUCACGUAAAUUUUUUCUUUUGAUGUUACCAUAUCAAAACGGCUCAGUGCCUUAAACAUAUGGUGUUUUGAGGCUUAAAGCGCGGCGUCCCGGGAUUGGACGGAUUUUGUAUCGAUAAAAUCACUCUUUACCCUAGAGGCGUGAUCGACUGCAAAGGAUAGGCAGGGCAUCGGAAAAUUUAGGAAGAUAUAUACCCCAGAAGAGAGGGGGUGCCUCGGGGAAGAAGCAGCGAGGCAAAAUGGUACAACUAAAAAAUAAGUAUUCAUAAUGUAGACACCGGGUUCAGGGGAGGAGAGAUGGCGGUAAGCCGGCUGGCUGGCAGACAUGUCUCAUGCCUUGCCUUUGAUGUCUAGAAUAAAGUAUUAUCAUGAAAGCUGACCAGGAGACGAAGUUAUGCAGUGAUGCCAAAUUCGUUUCUUUAAGCACUUGGCUUGUUAGCUUUGGAUAAGUGGUUUAUAUCAGUCUAAAUCAAUAAAAUGGGCUAUCCGCCCCAGUUUGACUUUUA
Daldinia loculata is the source of this 2765-nucleotide messenger RNA. RefSeq lists its product as uncharacterized. Gene Ontology annotation, molecular function: G protein-coupled receptor activity. Gene Ontology annotation, cellular component: membrane. The record is from RefSeq and is a predicted model, not a curated record. The transcript is spliced from 4 exons. Bases 603 to 2219 code for a protein of 538 amino acids. Lineage: Eukaryota; Fungi; Ascomycota; Sordariomycetes; Xylariales; Hypoxylaceae. Gene Ontology annotation, biological process: G protein-coupled receptor signaling pathway; cell surface receptor signaling pathway.